This is a messenger RNA of Vitrella brassicaformis, 953 nucleotides long. NCBI's taxonomy places the organism in Eukaryota, Vitrellaceae. The record is from the annotation of a GenBank genome assembly.
CCUUCUCCGUCGCUUCUCGCCGUUUCAUUUGCCUUCCCAUCUCCGCCGGCGGGUGAUGGUGGCUUUAUCAAUGCAGACGGGCGUCAUCAUCUCCGCCUCUCGUCAUCACCAGUUUGCCGUCAAUGCGUCCCUCUCUCCCUUCACCACGGCAACUCGACAACUUUCUUCAAGGAAUGCUGACGCCCUUCUGCGAUGGGAGGAUGAAGGAAUGGGCGAGGCCGCCGCUGCAGAGCGCCGGCGGAAGAUGGAGUGGAGGCUCAUCGGCAACUCGGGCGUGCAGUGUGUGAUGGAUCUGCUGAGGCGAUGGUUUGAGGUGCAGAGGACCUGGGAGAUGGCCCAGGCUGACCUCGCUGUGCGGCCUUUGGGCGUGGAUGAAGAUGUGUGGCUGCCAGUGCAAGUCAAGACCAGCAAGGAGAAAAUAACCCGUUUCUGGUUCUUCGGCCGUGUUCACCAUUACGCCGACAUGCCCGUCAUCUGUGUGGCUCUUUCGGACCUCCGCAUCUGGUGCUACAGCGGAUCCGUACUGCAGCAACGACUUACAUAUGGGAAACUCAGCGUGUAUGAGAAUGGGCGGUGGAACCAUGAGAGCUUCCGGUGCUCAAGGGCCCUUGAGGGCCCGGCAUCUCUGUCGCACAAGCUGCUGGUGGCCUAUCAGGACCCCUCGUUCACCAAGGACUCGCUGGCGAACAUCAUGCUGCAGCGGUCCGAGACGCAGCAGAAAGGCCAGGAAUCCGUUGCCGCAUGGGCUGACCUACUAUCUGCUGCUGACGUGGAGGUCCGUCAGCAGCUCAUCUACGAGAUGACGCCUGUCGAUGCUGUUUGGUGGUGGAAUAAGAAGCGAUUCCCCAUUCAGCACAAACAGGCUUUCCUUCACCAUUGCAACAACGGCUCAUAUCAUGUCGUCCUUUAGAAGAGCGCCGGCAGGAAGGGAGGACGCUAUACAUGGCAGCUGU